GGGUCUUCGCAAUGUCCCCGUCGUCUUCGACUUCCGGCUCGGCAUUUAGGAUGAAUUUGAAUGAAUAUAUGGUGACUCUUGAGAAGCCCCUCGGCAUUCGUUUUGCUCUCUCUGUUGAUGGAAAAAUUUUCGUCCACGCUCUCAAGAAAGGGGGGAAUGCUGAGAAGUCGAGAAUAAUAAUGGUUGGGGAUACUCUGAAGAAGGCGAGUGAAUCCUCAUCAUCAUCAUCUGGAGGGGGGCUUAUAGAGAUCAAGGACUUCGGUGAUACAGAGAGGAUGAUGAAAGAGAAGUCAGGGACUUGUAGCCUUGUGCUUGAAAGGCCCUUCUCCCCUUUCCCGGUUCAUCGGCUGUUUCUGAUGAAUGACCUUGAUAUCUUGUUUAAUAGAGGUCGUGUGCCUCUUGCCACUUGGAACAAAAAUAUACUGACCUCAAACUUGCGAUGCUCUACUGAUGGUGGCAGCAAUUCUGGGUUUGUUACAUUCUCGUCCAAGUAUGUAAAUCCUCGUGGAUGGAAGAUUUUGAGCGAUCAAAACAAAACUAGUUACCAACAAAUGUUGAAGAACAAUGGCCAUGCUGUACCACUAAGUCCACUUGUCACCAUUUUCUCUGAUGAAGAGUCUGCAGCUGGUGAAUGGGCUCAUGGGAGUUUCCCAUUGGACGAAUAUGUUAUGGCAUUGGACCGCAAGCGGGAGCUUUACUAUAAUCAUUCUCUUGGUAUGCGUUAUAGUAAGAUCACAGAGCAAAUAUAUGUGGGAUCAUGUAUACAAGCAGAAGCUGACGUUGAGAGUUUGGCUACCACUGCGGGGAUCACUGCUGUGCUGAAUUUCCAAAGUGGAACUGAAGCAGAAAAUUGGGGAAUAAGUUCAAAAGUAAUAAAUGAGACAUGCCAACGCUGUAAUAUUCUCAUGAUCAACUAUCCCAUAAGGGAGGUUGAUUCUUUUGAUACAAGAAAGAAGCUACCAUUCUGUGUUGGUCUUCUUUUGCGCUUACUCAAGAAGAACCAUCGUGUAUAUGUCACUUGUACUACUGGUUUUGAUCGAUCCCCUGCUUGUGUGAUUGCAUAUUUGCAUUGGAUGACAGACACUUCCCUCCAUGCAGCGUACAACUUCGUCACUGGACUGCAUUCUUGCAAGCCUGACAGGGCAGCAAUUGCUUGGGCAACAUGGGAUCUAAUAGCAAGGGUGGAAAGUGGUAGACAUGAUGGACCUGCAACCCAUGCUGUAACCUUUGUCUGGAAUGGGCAUGAGGGGGAGGAUGUUUACUUGGUUGGAGAUUUUACUGGAAACUGGAAAGAACCAAUAAAGGCAGUCCAUAAAGGUGGCCCAAGAUUUGAAGUUGAAGUUAGACUUCCACAAGGAAAGUACUACUACAAAUAUGUAGUUAGCGAGCAGUGGAGGCAUUCAAGUAGUUCGCCAACCGAAAGGGAUGAGAGAGGAAAUGUUAACAAUGUAAUUGUCAUUGGUGACAUUGCCAGUGUUAGGCCUUCAGCCCAACAACAAAAGAAGGAUGCAAAUAUUGUGAAGGUCAUCGAGAGGCCAUUGACUGAAAAUGAGCGGUUUAUGCUCGCUAAAGCUGCUAGAUGUGUUGCAUUCUCCGUGUGUCCAAUAAAGCUGGCCCCAAAGUAGCUGGUCAAUCUACUCUUUUGGUCUGAGUUAGUGUACCAGGCUGAUAGCUCUUGAUGACACUUGAAGGCAGACCGCUUCAUUUUUUAGCAUCCAUGUUGGGGGCAAGAU
This is a messenger RNA of Coffea arabica (coffee), 1733 nucleotides long. NCBI's taxonomy places the organism in Eukaryota, Viridiplantae, Streptophyta, Magnoliopsida, Gentianales, Rubiaceae. The record is from RefSeq and is a predicted model, not a curated record.